AUGGAAACACGUAAAGCAUUCUUCACCAAGUUAGGUUUAUUCGGUGCUACUGCACUUACAAUGUUCAUUGUUGGUAAAAAACAUAUAUCCAUUCAUAAUGAAAAAAGACAUCGUGCUGAAACUGAUGCUCGUGUAGAUUCAGAUGAUAAUGAAUUUGGAGUACAAGUAAGAAGACCAGGAUUCCCAAGAAAUAAUCCAACUAUGGAUUAUUCUGCUGGUGAAAGAUUAUCAAAAUUUGAAGCAAAGGGAGAUGCUUAUUCUACUAGAAGACCUGGGGAUAGAUUAUCAAUGUGGGCUACUAUAAAACGGUGUUAUUUUGGUGAUGAUGAAGAAGAACUGAAAUAUUUCUCACCAACUCCUGAAGAUAAGAUUAGAAAGUGA
Messenger RNA from Hemisphaericaspora subhashii, 381 nucleotides. RefSeq lists its product as uncharacterized. The transcript has a single exon. NCBI's taxonomy places the organism in Eukaryota, Fungi, Ascomycota, Pichiomycetes, Serinales, Debaryomycetaceae. The coding region runs from base 1 to 381 and encodes 126 amino acids. The record is from RefSeq and is a predicted model, not a curated record.